Scheffersomyces amazonensis is the source of this 898-nucleotide messenger RNA. RefSeq lists its product as uncharacterized. The record is from RefSeq and is a predicted model, not a curated record. Gene Ontology annotation, cellular component: nucleolus. The transcript has 2 exons. Lineage: Eukaryota; Fungi; Ascomycota; Pichiomycetes; Serinales; Debaryomycetaceae. Bases 4 to 567 code for a protein of 187 amino acids.
GUUAUGAAUGCCAGUAUCUAUCUAAAGUCCUUUGGAUGGAAGGAAGGUGAAGCCCUUCAAAAGGGUGGACUUAAAAAGCCAAUUUUGGUUAAACAUAAGAAAGAUACAAAGGGUUUAGGACAUGAUACUAAUGAUUCAGAUAUGUGGUGGGAAAAAUUAUUUGAUGGACAAUUGAAAAGUUUGGAAGUUAAUAAAGCUGAUUCUGGAGAAUAUACUAUUAAACAAAAUGAAGAACUGAUUGUUCUGCAUAUCAGAAAAGAAACUUCAGUAUUAUAUAGAAUGUUUGUUAAGGGAGAAGGAUUAGCUGGAACAGUUGGGAAAGAUAAGAAGUCAAAGAGUAAGAAAGAGUCUUCAUCUAUAGAUAAAUCGAAGAGUAAAUCCAAAUCGAAAGACUUAGAGAAGUUGAAGACAAAAGUAGAGAAGAAAGAGAAGAAGGACAAGAAAGAAAAGAAAGAGAAGAAGGACAAGAAAGAAAAGAAAGUAAAAGAUCGUUCCAGUAAACGUAAGAGAGAUUCCGACUCAGAUGAGAGUGACAAGAAAUCAUCUAAGAAAAAGAGAUCAAAAUAGUUGUCAAGUGCUACUUAAUUUUAGUGCACAACCAUGUAUAUUAAUCAGUGUAUAUAUAUAGACGCAAUAUAACUUUGCUAUAGACUAUUUCCUGUUUUGUGUGUAGUAUAGUUUUGCUUAGCUGGUGAUUAAAAGUACUAUUAAUAGAAGAGCUAUAAAUAGAGUUAGCGAAUUCCAGAGUUACUGUACAUACCAUACCCUAUUGGUGAUCAGAUAUCUUUAACUACUCGUAUACUAAAUUGGUAUGUGUGUGUGUGUGCAGGAAAUUACUCUGUUACUAAAUAAAGGAUAUAGUGUAAAGGAUACGAAUAUAAAGAACCAAGACGAACUA